AUGGGCGCCUUAAUUUAUAGCGCUGGAGGUCUAACCUCAUUCAUAACAGUCGUUGGUCUUUACAUGCUUUUUACCGGAAGCGGUGAAGCUUUCAAUGUCGGAGCUUUCCUCGAAUCCGUAUCGCCUUAUGUAUGGGCAGACCUCGGAAUUGCACUCUGCAUUGGAUUGUCGGUUGUUGGCGCAGCAUGGGGUAUCUUCAUCACGGGCUCGUCCAUCCUCGGAGGUGGUGUGAAGGCGCCACGAAUUCGAACGAAAAACUUGAUCUCCAUCAUCUUCUGCGAGGUCGUCGCCAUCUACGGUGUUAUCAUGGCCAUUGUAUUCUCCUCUCAUGUUACCUACGCUAGCGCCUACGAAACCUUCGAUGCAAACGCCUACUACACCGGCUUCGCUUUAUUCUGGGCUGGUGUGACUGUCGGAGGAUGUAACUUAGUUUGCGGUAUCGCCGUCGGCAUCAACGGCAGUGGAGCUGCCCUCGCUGACGCUGCGGACCCUUCUCUCUUCGUCAAGAUCCUCGUCAUCGAAAUCUUCAGCUCCGUCCUCGGUCUCUUCGGCUUGAUCAUUGGUCUCCUCGUAUCCGGCAAGGCAGACGAUUUUGGUGUAAUCUAA
This is a messenger RNA of Annulohypoxylon truncatum, 606 nucleotides long. RefSeq names its product vacuolar ATP synthase 20 kDa proteolipid subunit. The transcript is spliced from 5 exons. Gene Ontology annotation, molecular function: proton-transporting ATPase activity, rotational mechanism. Gene Ontology annotation, biological process: proton transmembrane transport. Bases 1 to 606 code for a protein of 201 amino acids. The record is from RefSeq and is a predicted model, not a curated record. NCBI's taxonomy places the organism in Eukaryota, Fungi, Ascomycota, Sordariomycetes, Xylariales, Hypoxylaceae. Gene Ontology annotation, cellular component: proton-transporting V-type ATPase, V0 domain.